AUGUUUAUUUUUUGUCAAGCAUAUGGAAAGGUGUCAAUGUUUGACAAGACAGAGGUCAUGUUCGGAGACUCAGUUACAAUAACGUGUGAUGCAAGCCGUGCGGAUAAGCCACUCCCUGCAUAUGUCAAGCGGAUUCGAUCUUUGUACAUGGCAAUACAUUUACAAGGCAGGGAGAAAAAGGAAAAAUUUUCAUUCGCGGUCUUCGAUUAUGGAUGGAGGGGAGUACCGUUUAUAGUAAGCUUUAUUUACUUAAUUCACAUUCAUUGGGGGUAUUAUUAACUUCAUGGGUGCUGAGUGGCCGAGAGGCAUGGGGUUCAAUCCCAUACCGAAGCCCUUAGAUCAUCACAUAUGGGUGACGACCCCUUUGGGGUCGAAUGACCCUUUCGCCUAAGACCAUCGGAAAACAAAUAUACUCAACAGAUAUGAAAUAGCAACAAACCUAAUAAUUUUAUGGUCGGGGGUCACAACAACAUGAGAACCCGUAUUAAAGGGCUGCGGUAUUAGGAAGAUUGAGAACCACUGCCUUAGAUGCAAAAACAUCCCCAGCCCCCACCCCCACCCACCCCCCUCCCCCCCCCCCCCCCGGGUUGGAUGGGACUUGUCAACCUCGGCUGGCAACUCAUCUAAAUGAAGGCGAACUCUGAAUUCAAACCUGGAGAUGGAGUACCGUGGGCGGAUAGCAUUGACACAAUCAAAAUUUUCGGCAACUCCUGCGACGCUACUGGUGCCAAGCUGCAUCAUCCAUAUGUGAUGUUCCCUUGGGUUGUUCAUGUGAUUGGCUGAGAAGGGAUGAAAGCUGUCUAGGGAACCAGAUUAUUCUGCUAACAAAACAACAACAAAAAACAGGUCUUGUGAUUUCUGUCCUGCACAUUCUUCACCAUAGUCACAUUGUGUCACACAGAAAACAUAAUACCUAUUCUAUUUCAAUGUCUAUUAAAUAGUUACGUGUAUCUGUGAGUUUAGUUUUGUAGUUCUACAGAAUUUAAUUAAUAACAUACACUAACCAGUGUGAAACCCAACUUGUCCUUAGAAUCGAGUGCCAGGGGUGUCGUGGAAGAUCGAGAUGACCGGUGAUCUCAAUAAUCGGUCUGCCGAUCCCAGCCGGAACAGAGACACGAUGAGGAUCGUGAUCAGGGCAGACAAGGUCACGUGUGUGGAAAACACGCUGUUCACGUGCACCAUAAUUCACCUUGGUGGCGAGGGGUGGGCAAGAGUCAGCGAAGCGUUACGAGUCUAUAAACAGGGUAAUACGAGUCUAUAAACAGGGUAAUACGAGUCUAUAAACAGACGAGUCUAUAAACAGGGUAAUACGAGUCUAUAAACAGGGUAAUACGAGUCUAUAAACAGGGUAAUACAUAGCUCUGAUUUUAUUCUUCCAUCGUAUGAAAUGAUCCUAUUUAGUUGGAAUCUCAUUACAUUCCCACCUUAUUUUGAAUAUGGAUCAGUUAUUUUUUUUAACAAAAAUUGUGUCAAAACUUUUGACAAAAAGUUGGAGAAAGGAGAACGUUGAACCUGUCAUGUUUUUUUUUUAAAAUUAACUUUAAAAAAAACAACAAGGGAAAACAGAUUUUUCCGAUUGCGUUAUUUCAUGUAAUGUUUAGUUGAUUCGCAGCGCGUUACUAGCAUUCUAUGGCUGUGUGUGUAGUGAAGUGUGGACCAAAAAUGGCUGUGUGUGUGGUGAAGUGUGGACCAAACAUGUCUGUGUGUGUGUAGUGAAGUGUGGACCAAACAUGGCUGUAUGUGUAGUGAAGUUUGGACCAAAAAUGUAUGUGUGUAUGUAGUGAAGUGUGGACCAAACAUGGCUGUGUGUGUAGUGAAGUGUGGACCAAACAUGGCUGUGUGUGUAGUGAAGUGUGGACCAAACAUGGCUGUGUGUGUAGUGAAGUGUGGACCAAACAUGUCUGUGUGGGUAGUGAAGUGUGGCUGUAUUUGUAGUGAAGUAUGAAGCAACAUAGCUGUAUUUGUAGUGAAGUAUGAAGCAACAUGGCUCUAUUAGUGAAAUAGAUUACGGUGCCAGAAAUUAGAACGAUCGUAUGAUUUGACACACAUGGAACAAAAUUCAAAUACAAAGGUCGUAACAUUUCUAAGCUCAGAACUUCCGAACAGAAAGAAGACCCCACAACCCCCCCCCCCUUUACAAGCACUUAUUAUUUUUGUAUGUUCGCAUGAAGUGGCAGAGCUAAAAUAAAUAGAUAUCUUUGUGAUGUCAUAAAAUUAAAAUUAAACUCUUCUUGCAAUUUUUGUUUCUUCUUAAAAACAACACCGGUAUGUUAAAUCUAAUUAUAGAGAAAUAUGUAUAUAUUUCAUCCUAUUACAAAUAUUAGCAGUGUUUGACAUUUUAAUUUUAAAAAUUCCUUUCAUCUAACGCUUUUAAUUUAACUAAGUGCACAGGGGAACACACAAAAAUCUAAUUUAAUAUUUAAUCAAAGUUUUAACAGCAUUGCUAACUCGACCAGCCCGUGGUAAAACUACGGCUUACAACCGCUGCUCAGUACUCCCGUACUUUACGGAGGGAGUCAUAGGGGUAAAUUGAUUUUCAAUCCAGUCUUCAAUCCUUUUACUUGUCAAAUGGUGCAAGCGCCGUAAAUGAACGUGAUUGGGUCAUCUAUAUAAUCGGUGGUAUUGAGACAUCUGCAUAAUCAUUGUUAUGGACUCAUUUAUAUAAUCAAUGUCAUUUAGACAUCUAUAUAGUCGUAGUUAUUGAGACAUCUAUAUAAUCAUAGUUAUUGAGGCACCUAUAUAAUCAAUAGUAUUAUAAUUUGUUACCAUUUUCCAGGUGAAAAAGAAGCAAAACUUGCACAACUGACUCUAGACCCGAAGAGGGGUGAUGAGCAGUACAUUUCUUACAACAGCAAAGGAG
Molecule: messenger RNA, 2860 nt
Organism: Lymnaea stagnalis (great pond snail)
Lineage: Eukaryota; Metazoa; Mollusca; Gastropoda; Lymnaeidae
Source: the annotation of a GenBank genome assembly